Molecule: messenger RNA, 1764 nt
Organism: Peniophora sp. CBMAI 1063
Lineage: Eukaryota; Fungi; Basidiomycota; Agaricomycetes; Russulales; Peniophoraceae
Source: the annotation of a GenBank genome assembly
AUGCCUCUUCCCAGCUUUAUCUCAGGGCUCGCUGACAAGGCCCAAGACGCACUCAACAAGAGCUCGUUGGGGCAACACAUCCCGGGAUCGGGUCGGCCGACGACGCCGGGCGAGAGUGGCUCGACCGGGAACGCGACUCUUGCUCAACUCCAACACCAAUUCCGCUCUCUCCAGAUCCAGUAUGGUAAUGUCGGUCCCGUUCAGAGGAUCGUGACAACCGAGAAGGGAGUGGCGCUCGACUUUGACGCGGUCAAUCGCGACACUCAGGCGCAGAGCAAGGAGCUUUAUAUGUGGGGAAAGGGCGAAGACGUGGAUCUUAAAGAUGUUUCGGAUCGGCUGGCCUUCUUGAACUACGUCUCUGGCCAGCUCGCGGGCACGCUCGCGACCAAAUUAAAUCAAGCACGCACUCCUCUCAAGGCUUUGCGUGACAGUGACGCUACGCUUGCUCCUCGUCGUCAGGCUCGCGCCCAACUGCAAACCCAGAUCGAUCGUCUUGAGCAAAGCAAGGACAAAGGCUACGAGAAACGCGUGGUAGAGCUUCGCGAUCAGCUUCGCAAGGCUGAGAAGGAUGACGAGGGGGCAGAGAAGGAGGCCGAGAUCAUCAAGCGCAAGGCGAUCCGAGAGAGCGAGGCUCUGAAAUUUGAAGCGCUUCGGGAGUAUGGCGAGAAGCUGUCUCUGAUCGCCCAAGCUAGCGGUCCCGUUCUCGAUCUUCUGCCGUCUGUCCCUACAACUUCAUACGGCGGCCACGAGAAAUCCGGAGAAGUCAGAGCCGCCCUCCAGGCCUCGCUCGACAGCUGGAAACCCGGCCAGGUUACGCUGAAGGCUGGCGCCGGUGCCCUCCUUGACCGUUCACACACUAGGGCGUUCGGGGAGACGCACGCUGCUGAGAUCUCUAAGAUCAAUUCGGAGUCUCCACACACUGGACCCAGCAGGGUCACCGCCUCUCCUCCUCCCCCAAUUCAGAGUCCUGCUAUUGCACCAGAGAAGCCGACAGCGGCACCGAUCGCAGUUCCCGCCAUAUCUGCUUCUCAUGACCAGCCCUCUUCCGCCUCGUCGCUGCCGGUCGUGCCUGAGAAGUCGGCGGUGGCAUCACCUGUGGUGCCCGCGCCCGCCCCCAUCUCUGCGAAAUCCCCUGUUGUGACCAGCCCUGUCACUCAUGCAUCGCCGUUGGGAGGUAACAUCUCGCAAAGCUCACUGCCCGGCUCCUCGGCCUCACCGCCGAUUGACCCUGCUUCGUUGAACAAUGCACCGGCGCAGUUGCCUACUUCUGUUUCUCCGCCUGCGUCAGCCGCUGCUCCCAACCCGAUUGAGCCUGAGGUCAAGGUACCGAGUGUGACACCCACUGUUGCGGAGACCGGUACUCCUAUCGCGGCCAAGGCAAGCGAUCCUGGUCCCGCCAGCGGUUCGCUGAAAGACCUGCGCAACGCGAGCUCGCCUCCCACACGGCCCCACGCAGAUUUGCCACCACCAUCUUCCUUCGCACUCCCUGAGUCCUCCUCGGCGGCAGGUCCAAGUGCGGGUGGCUUCGAGAGUGCCGAGGACGAGAAGAAGCGUUUAGAGCGGGAGGAGCGGGAGCGACUGCUGCAUGGCAGUGGCGCCUCGACUAGCACUGGUGCGCCCGGCUAUCCGAGUGCCGAGGACGAGAAGAAGCGUCUGGAGAGGGAAGAGCGUGAGCGCAUGUUGCAUGGAGGCGUGCCUCCACCGUCACAACGCAAGGACGACGAAGACGGCGCCGCGCCGCCCCCUGCUUACCAGGAGUUUUGA